AUGAACAGCUGCAAGCACAGAGCCUGGCUGUCCAUCCAUGGAAAGGAUAAAUUCCUGUUGCAUUGUGCUAGUACUCUGAAUGAUAUAAUCACGGGGCUGGAUAAACCUGCUAGCAAAAGUCCAAGUCUGGUCGUCAUGUUUGGCAGCGCUGCGAAGGGAACAUUAUUAGCUAAUACUUUUCCCACUAGUAAAACCUGCGUGAACAGUCGAGCGUCUCAUGGAGUGACUUUACAACUAGACCCAACUACCGCUUUUAGUGAUCGUCCCAUGCUAAUUGCACACGAAGAUAUUUCGAAGCGGAGCACAUUUGUAGCAGAACCCGCAGUCGCUCUCUGUCACCGCCAAACGACUGAUACGUCCAUUCGCGGAUGUGGAAUUCGCAACAUGCAGCAUCAGGUGGAUCCGAUGGUACCAUGGCUGGAGCAGGUGCUUAAUCAAGAGCCCAGUACUGCGGCACACCCUCGAUUACUCUUCAUAGCAUCACCUUCCGAAAAGCGAAGCGAGGCCGCUGUAAAAAGUUGCCUAGUGAAGAUCUUACGUGCGCGUCUAAAACAGCCCAAAUUUGACAUAUCUUCUCACGUUUCUGUAUACGUCAAACAUACUAGCAUUCAGACGCUAACCGACCGCGUCAAACGCGAGGUCGAUACUAGCAGAAACGAACGUGUUCGCAGCUACACCCUCCUGAACGCAGUACACUUUGAUAUUCUAUUCCGUAAGGCUUGCGAUCAUUUCGUCAGCAAUGAACGAACCCCAUUCGACAUGAUCGCUGCGUCGCGGUCCCACCGCCCCGUGUCCACGCGCCUGCCGACGUAUCUGAGUGCCCUUUUCGACUCGGUGGACGACUUGGAUGAAACACUGGAGUUUGCGAUUCCAUUUAUGGCAGGUUGUCUCGCGGUUGACAAUUAUGCAUAUGACGUGCCCUUGUUCGACCCUCUCAAGGUAUUCCAGACUCAUUAUAAGUCCGCUUGUAUAGAAGCAGCUGGAAACAAAAUGCUAAAGUCCUCGAGAAAUGGCGGCGAUGUGGUGUUGCUGCUUCGCAGUGAACUAGUCUCACUUAUCGAGCAGCACUUCGUGCAGAGAAGUAAGAUACUUUGCCCAAACCCUCGCAUGAGACUACUGGCAGACUUUCGACAUUGGCUGAUGACGAGGAAGCUUCACAGGGUCUGCUUAGCUUGCGUGCAAGCAGAUCCGCAGCAUAAGCUCCAGUGUGGCCAUUUGGUUUGCGAAAAUUGCCUGACAGCUAUGGGAAGCUGUUUAGAGAGCGACCCGUAUCUGUACCAGUUGAGUCGCUGUCCUCUUUGCUCUCAGGCUUCCGAAACUAGUGUGCGCGUGAAACCUGCCACUGCUGGUCUUCGCGUGCUGUCUAUCGAUGGUGGCGGCAUCCGCGCAGCGAUUCCCAUUCAAUUUCUCUGCGCACUCGAAAAGGCUAUAGGUCUCGAUAUGCCAAUUCAAGAACACUUCGAUCUGGCCUAUGGAACAAGUUCAGGUGGUUUGGUCAUUUUGGCUCUCUACGGUCUGGGAAUGCGACCCGAAGAAUCUUUCACAUUGUUUAAACAGCUAUCAACACGCAUAUUUCGUGGGCGGAGCCAAUGGGGCUUGGGUCUUGCGGCCACCGUCUAUACACUCGUCACUUCGUGUCGCCAUGGCCGUUUUCCUGCCAGUGACAUUGAGGACGCCCUAGCGGAGAUUUUUGGCGAAGCCACCAUGUUGGACCUUCAAUAUGUGUCUUCGAUUGGGGCACGAGUUGGUCUGCCUGUCGUGGAUGCCGAAACACUAGAUACGUGUCUAGUAACGAGCUACAACGGAACGUCUUCCAGACAUGGCGACGAAAGAUAUACAGAUAUGUCAACGUACCGGCUCUUGCAAUCAAAAGACGCUGCCAGCGAGAUACGCAUCAAAGACGCUGCGCGAUGUACAUCGGCGGCUCCAUGGUAUUUCACGCCAUACAAGAUGCCUGGCCAUAGUACAUUCAUGGACGGAGGGCUAAGUGACAACAAUCCUUGCAUGCUCGCUGUACAGGAGCUUCAGAAGAUGGCUCCUGGGCUGAGCCGUUCUGACCACUUCGUAUCCGUUGGUACGGGCAUCUCGACAACGAAAAAGGUUGCCAAAUCCAGUGUCUACCCCAGUCUACUUUUCGGAAACAGCUCUCUGCAGCAGACCGCUAAACAUUACUUGAACGAGAAUUUUGAUGGCGAUAAGCGAUUUGCUCUCAUGCGACAGAUUCUGGCGAUAUCAUUGCCCGGAGGGAUUGCCGGCAUAGAUGAAUGGCUCCAUCGAUUCAAUCUACCAAUAGAAGGCGAGCUACCCGAUCUAUCUGACGUUUCUGCUGUAGAGAGUCUUGCUGAGGCAGCCCGUGCUUACUUUACGGCGGACCCGACCGUGCGUGAUUUGGCCGAUGCUGCACUCGCUCUCACAUUUUACUUUGAGUUACAGCCCGGGCGAAUGCCAGUCUACGAGCGUGGCUCCUACACAUGCUAUGGGAUGAUCCGGUGUCGGAUCCCCGGGGUCAAUCCCGCAUUUUGCCAACUACUGCAAAUGCUCGAUUGUCUAGACGCUAACUUCCAGAUCCAAAUGCAGGUGAAUGAUUCAAGAGAACCCAUGUCAGAGUGCCUCGAUCGGCAUGGGAACUUCAGCAAACUAGUAUGUUUGCGCGUUUCUUCGCUUGAUGAUGAACUAGAUAUUCGCCUAAGGUUACAUGAGGACCGUAUCCAUCACAUCAGCGCUUCGCCGCUAACCUUUAAGACUUUGGUUGAUCUACAGAUGCUCGAAUGGAGUGCGCUUAAAGAGGCGCAAACUGCUACGAAGGUGGUCAGCAAGAAGAGGCGGCUAGACGACUCGCCUCUGCAGGCAGAUAAGCGACGUCGUCUAGACGCCACGUGA
Messenger RNA from Exserohilum turcica Et28A, 2880 nucleotides. RefSeq lists its product as uncharacterized. Lineage: Eukaryota; Fungi; Ascomycota; Dothideomycetes; Pleosporales; Pleosporaceae. Gene Ontology annotation, biological process: arachidonate metabolic process. Gene Ontology annotation, cellular component: membrane. The transcript is spliced from 7 exons. The record is from RefSeq and is a predicted model, not a curated record. The coding region runs from base 1 to 2880 and encodes 959 amino acids.